Condylura cristata (star-nosed mole) is the source of this 3060-nucleotide messenger RNA. It is a transcript of the gene SKP2, whose product is annotated as S-phase kinase-associated protein 2, E3 ubiquitin protein ligase. The record is from RefSeq and is a predicted model, not a curated record. Bases 173 to 1447 code for a protein of 424 amino acids. Gene Ontology annotation, molecular function: protein binding. The transcript is spliced from 10 exons. NCBI's taxonomy places the organism in Eukaryota, Metazoa, Chordata, Mammalia, Eulipotyphla, Talpidae.
GCGGGCGGGAGAGGCUUGCGCGCGCGGCAGGGAUGCAACACUGCUACAGUUCGCGGGUCUAGGGGGUCGGAGCAGCACGCCGUCAGCCGCCUGACGCCAAAGCGGGAAUCCAGGAGGCGGGCAGCUCCGAGAUUAAUGCACAUAUUUAAAACGCUCGGAACCUGUGGACACCAUGCAUAGGAAACACCUCCAGGAGAUUCCAGACCAAAGCAGCAACGUUACCACUAGUUUCACGUGGGGAUGGGAUUCCAGCAAGACUUCAGAACUUCUCUCAGGCAUGGGGGUCUCCGCGUUAGAGAAGGAGGAGGUAGACAGUGAGAACAUCCCCCAAGAACUGCUCUCAAACCUCAGCCACUCGCAGAGCCCCCCACGGAAAAGGCUCAAGAGCAAAGGGAAUGACAAAGACUUUGUGAUCGUUCGCAGACCUAAGCUGAAUAAAGACAACUCUCCAGGUGUUUCAUGGGACUCCCUUCCAGAUGAACUGCUCUUGGGAAUCUUUUCCUGUCUUUGCCUCCCUGAACUCCUGAAAGUCUCCAGUGUCUGCAAAAGAUGGUAUCAUCUAGCGUUUGAUGAGUCUCUCUGGCAGACCUUAGACCUUACAGGUAAAAACCUGCAUCCAGACGUGACUGGUCGGUUGCUCUCUCGAGGUGUGAUUGCCUUCCGCUGCCCACGAUCGUUUAUGGACCAACCAUCAAUUGAACAUUUCAGCCCUUUUCGUGUACAGCACAUGGACCUGUCAAACUCAGUGAUCGACGUUUCUGCCCUCCACGGCAUUCUGUCUCCCUGCUCCAAGCUACAGAAUCUCAGCCUGGAAGGGCUGCAGCUCUCGGACCCCAUUAUCAAUAAUCUUGCGCAGAAUGCAAAUUUAAUGCGCCUGAACCUUUCUGGGUGUUCUGGAUUUUCCGAAUCUGCCCUGAAGAUGUUACUCAGCAGCUGUUGCAGAUUGGAUGAGCUGAACCUCUCCUGGUGUUUUGACUUCACUGAAAAGCAUGUGCAAGUGGCUGUUGCACAUGUGUCAAAGACCAUCACCCAGCUCAAUCUUAGCGGUUACAGGAAGAAUCUCCAGAGAUCAGAUGUCUCUACCUUAGUUGGACGAUGCCCCAAUCUUGUCCACCUAGACUUAAGUGAUAGUGCUAUGUUAACGAAUGAUUGCUUUGAGGAACUUUACCAGCUCAGCUACCUCCAACACCUGUCUCUCAGUCGGUGCUAUGAUAUAAUACCUGAGACUUUACUUGAACUUGGAGAAAUUCCCACACUAAAAACACUACAAGUUUUUGGAAUCGUGCCAGACAACACCCUUCAAUUGUUAAAGGAAGCCCUUCCUCAUCUACAGAUUAAUUGUUCCCAUUUCACCACCAUUGCCAGGCCAACCAUAAGCAACAUAAAGAACCAGGAGAUAUGGGGCAUCAAAUGCCGACUGACACUUCAAAAAUCAAGCUGUCUAUGAAUUAUUUAUCGUCGGAUGGUAUCUCCUUUGGAACAGGGAAGUAGGCAGGAAGCCCAAAUGUGCACGUGCUAGGCUGUUUUUACUCUUGGUUUUCCCUUUGCCUUCCUUCUGCAAGUAUAUUAGAGACUCAUUUGAGAGAAAGCUGUGAAAAGUUGCUUUUCUGUAAUGAUUCUGUGAGCUGUCACUGCUAUGCCUUUAUGAGCCUAACCUGUAGGCCUUUUGAUAUUUUAGGAGAAGCCUAUCAUUUCAAGACUCCUUAAAGAGUGAAAUCUGACCCACCUCUUCCAAGUAUCCUUCUUAUUAUAUCUAUUUAGAAUCAAGCUUAUAAGUCACCAGCAAUCAUCUACAGACUAUAUGGUAACUUUCUUCUAUUUAAUUUUUCAGUAUUGCUUUUAUGACAUAUACUGGGAGAAUAAGCUAUUUGUGUUACAAGGUGACCAGAAAAAAUCAUGGGACUAUAGCAUUUUAAGCAGUCUCUUCUAGGGAUAGAAAAGAAAAAGCACACCAUUUCAACUUUGCCUAGCAAUUUGAAAUUAAGAAUCCUAGAGACAAAUAGCCCUGCCUGGGUAAUUCACCUUAAAACCUAAAUACAAAGCAUAGAAUUAGUGGGGAAUUUGAAGGCUCAAGAGGCAGUUUUAUAUGACAUAUUAAUGUGAAGUAUCCUCUAAUGCACAUAAAUAUCCUUUGAUGUACUGUUGCUGUGAUUCUGUAGUAGCUAAGGAAAUACAAGCACGGUCUUCAAACUUUAAUAUCAAUUACGUUAACACAGACUUUUUAGCUUUUAAAAUGACUUGCUUUGUUUUAGAAAGGUGGCAGGAACCAGGCCGUCUCUAUUGUUGAAAUGCUCGAUGGAAUAUUGAACUGAAGUUGCCUUUUUCCUUUACCGCUGAGUUCUUGAGUUUAUUUUUAUAUUACUCUGAAAUCAGGUAUUUGAAAUUGUCUUUGUAUAGUGUCUCUUGCAAUAAUUUGCUUUAAACUGCCCAUUAUGUAAGGUUACUGGAUCUAAAGUUCCUUAAGAAAUGCUUGUUCCUCUCAAUCAGAAUGAUGCUCCAGCCACAGAUGUAUGUUCCAUGUGAUUUCAGGGCAGUAAACAUGACUUGCACCUACAUAAAAGUUAAGACUCAGGUGUUAUCUUUGGAUAGCAUUAGUGAUAUAUAUUUUUAAAUGGUACAUGAAGCAAAAUUAAAUUCUGCUUUAAAAAAACCACAAAACACUAGUUUCAUAUUUAAAUUGAUGAGCUCCCCCUAUAUCCAAAGUGGAACAAAAAGCCAAAUCCACCACUUCUGUUAACAUUCUUUUUUUAAAGUAAGACCUAAUUUAGAAAUGAUGAAGUGCCCUUAUCUUCUGAGACCUAAGGAAAACACUGUAAAGUAGUGUUAUACAGGAAAUGUGUCAAUUCGUUCUAAAAAGUGCUAAAUACUACUUGAAAUUAUUGUUUACAGAUUAGUGACAGGGGCUGGCGAUAGGAUCAGUUGGACUCUGACUUCUGGAUACCCUCAGAUAUACAGUACUUUCGAAUUCAAGUUCAACCAUAAGCUAUCUUGCUAAUAUGUCAAAGUAAUCUGUAUUUUUAUAUGUGAUUUCUUUUAUAGACUUUUAUAGACUUGUUUUAA